Molecule: messenger RNA, 6069 nt
Organism: Myiozetetes cayanensis
Lineage: Eukaryota; Metazoa; Chordata; Aves; Passeriformes; Tyrannidae
Gene: SREBF2
Product: sterol regulatory element binding transcription factor 2
Exons: 19
Coding region: 93-3446 (1117 amino acids)
Biological process (GO): positive regulation of transcription by RNA polymerase II; positive regulation of cholesterol storage
Cellular component (GO): nucleus
Molecular function (GO): DNA-binding transcription factor activity, RNA polymerase II-specific; protein dimerization activity; RNA polymerase II cis-regulatory region sequence-specific DNA binding
Source: RefSeq, a predicted model, not a curated record
CGGCCCAAGAUGGCGCGAGGUCGGCGGCGCCCGCCGGCAGCGACAGCGGCGUCCGCCUGAGCGCCCGGGGCGGCGGCGGCGGGUCCUGCGCCAUGGAGGGCGGCGAGCUGGCCGCCGAGAGCAUGGAGACCCUGACCGAGCUGGGCGACGAGCUCACCCUGGGCGACAUCGACGAGAUGCUGCAGUUUGUCAGUAACCAAGCAGGAGACUUUCCAGAUCUGUUUUCGGAUCCCUUGUGCAGCACCUUCCAGGGUGGCAGCAGCAGCAGUGGCAGCAGCAGUGGGACCUUGGAGCCGCAGUUGCAGCGGUCAUACAGCCAGGUGCAGCUCCAAACCUUUCCGCAGCCGCCCGCGUCCCCCCAGCUCCAGAGCCUGCCAGUCAAAGCGGCGCAGACGACACCUCCAGCGCCUUCACGCUCAGCCCCUCUCCUUCAGCCCCGGCCCUCGCUCCAGCCUCAGCUCCAGCAGCAGGCUGUCAUGAUCACGCCAACGUUCAGCUCUGCUCCCCAGACCAGGAUUAUCCAGCAGCCGGUCAUCUACCAGAACGCGGCCACAAGUUUCCAAGUUCUCCAACCUCAAGUCCAGAGCCUUGUGACAUCCUCCCAGGUUCAGCCAGUUGCCAUCCAGCAACAAGUGCAGACCGUGCAGGCCCAGCGAGUGCUGACCCAGGCUGCCAACGGCACCAUCCAGACAUUAGCGCCAGCCACAGUCCAGACGGUUGCUGCUCCACAGGUCCAGCAAGUUCCGGUUCUGGUCCAGCCUCAGAUCAUAAAAACGGAUUCCCUUGUCCUGACAACCCUGAAAGCAGAUGGUAAUCCUGUUAUGGCUGCAGUACAGAACCCAGCGCUGACAGCACUCACUGCUCCCAUUCAGACCACAGCUCUGCAGACCCUCGUUGGGAGCAAUGGGACCAUUUUGACCACAAUGCCGGUGAUGGUGGGACAAGAAAAGGUGCCUAUCAAACAAGUUCCUGGGGGUGUCAAGCAACCUGAACCACCUAAAGAAGGAGAGAGGAGAACAACUCACAACAUCAUUGAAAAGCGUUACCGGUCAUCCAUAAAUGACAAAAUCAUUGAGCUGAAGGACCUUGUCAUGGGCACAGAUGCCAAGAUGCACAAGUCUGGAGUCCUGAGAAAAGCCAUUGACUACAUUAAAUACCUACAGCAGGCCAACCAUAAGCUGCGACAGGAGAACAUGGUUCUGAAGUUGGCCAACCAAAAAAACAAGCUCUUGAAGGGCAUUGACCUAAGCAGUCUAGUUGAGAACGAUGCAGAUCUGAAGAUAGAUGACUUCAACCAGAAUUUGCUGCUGAUGUCUCCUCCAGCGUCUGAUUCGGGAUCCCAGGCUGGUUUCUCUCCCUAUUCCAUUGAUUCAGAGCCAGGAAGCCCUCUCCUUGAUUAUGCAAAGGUUAAAGAUGAGCCCGACUCUCCUCCUGUGGCGCUUGGUAUGGUGGAUCGCUCUCGAAUACUCCUCUGUGCUCUGACAUUCCUUUGCCUUUCCUUCAAUCCACUGACAUCCCUCCUGGACAUCCGGGGAACCCCAGAGUCUGACAACUUGGUGCGCCACAGCUCUGGCAGAAACGUGCUGACCAUUGAGUCAGAUGCAGCUGGUUGGUUUGGUUGGAUGAUGCCCACGCUAAUCCUGUGGCUUGUCAAUGGAGUGAUUGUACUGAGCGUGUUCAUAAAGCUACUUGUGCAUGGAGAGCCAGUGACCCGGCUACACUCAAGGUCGUCGGUCACCUUCUGGAGGCACCGCAAGCAAGCGGACCUGGAUCUGGCACGGGGCGAUUUUGCUGCAGCUGCGUCAAACCUGCAGACUUGCCUGUCAGUACUUGGUCGAGCACUGCCAGCUUCCCGCCUGGACUUGGCCUGCAGCCUGUCCUGGAACGUGAUCCGCUACAGCCUGCAGAAGCUGGCGCUGGUGCGGUGGCUGCUGAAGAGGACUUCUCAUCAGUGGCGAGCAAGGGAGGCCACUGCGGGCUUCGAGGACGAGGCCAAGACCAGCGCUCGGGAUGCGGCUCUAGCGUAUCACAAGCUCCAUCAGCUCCACAUAACAGGUAAACUUCCGUCCAGCUCAGCUUACUCGGGAUUGCACAUGGCCUUGUGUGCUGUGAAUCUGGCUGAGUGUGCAGAAGAAAAGAUCCCACCCAGCACAAUGGCAGAAAUCCACCUGACUGCUGCGGUUGGCUUGAAAACCCGCUGUGGAGGCAAGCUUGGCUUCCUAGCGAGCUACUUUCUAAGCCAGGCUCAAAGCCUGUGCAGCUCAGAGCGCAGUGCUAUUCCUGACUCGUUGCGUUGGCUGUGCCACCCCCUGGGACAGAAAUUUUUUGUGGAGCGAAGCUGGACGGUGAAGUCGGCUGCGAAGGAGAGCCUGUACUGCACCCAAAGGAACCCUGCGGAUCCUAUUGCACAAGUCCAUCAGGCGUUCUGUGAGAACCUGCUAGAGCGAGCGGUGGAUUCCCUCGUGAAACCUCAGACUAGCAGAGAAACGGCGGGGCAAGAGGAGGAGGAGUCGUGUGAGUUCUCGGGUGCCAUGGAGUACCUGAAAUUGCUCAACUCUUUCUUGGACUCCAUGGGAAGUGGAGCCCCGCCCUUUGCCAGCAAUUCUGUACUCAAGUCUGCUCUGGGUCCUGACAUGGUGUGCCGAUGGUGGUCAGCAGCGGUGGCGAUGGCAAUUGGUUGGCUCCGGGGGGACGAUGCAGCUGUGAGGUCACAUUUUGCAGAAGUGGAACGCAUGCCGAAAUCCCUGGAGAUGUCAGAGAAUGCCCUGGUGAAAGCCACCUUCCACGUGUGUAAAGCCAUGCAGGCCUCGCUGUCUGGGAAGGCAGAUGGACAGCAGAACUCCCUGGGUCACUGUGAGAGGGCCAGCAGUCACCUAUGGAACAGCCUCAACAUGAGCAGCAGCAUCUCUAGCACAGUCCUCAGCAAUAUGAUCCAGCUGCUGACCUGUGACUUGCUGCUCUCUCUCCGCACCAGCCUGUGGCAGAAGCAGGCGAAUGCCAGCCAGGCGCUGGGUGAGACCUACCACGCUUCGGCCCCCGAGCUGACGGGCUUCCAGCGCGACCUCGGCAGCCUGCGCAAGCUGGCCCACAGCUUCAGACCCGCCUACCGCAAGGUCUUUCUCCACGAGGCCACCGUGCGACUGAUGGCAGGUGCCAGCCCUACCCGCACCCACCAGCUGCUGGAGCACAGCCUGAGGCGACGCACGCCCCAGAGCAGCAAGCAAGGUGAACUGGACACAUUGCCGGGCCAGAGGGAGAGAGCCACGGCCAUCCUGUUGGCCUGCCGCCAUCUCCCCCUCUCCUUCCUCUCCUCCCCGGGCCAGCGAGCUGUCCUGCUGGCUGAGGCCGCCCGCACCCUGGAGAAAGUGGGGGACAAGCGCUCCUGCAAUGACUGCCAGCAGAUGAUUGUCAAGCUGAGUGGGGGCACAGCCAUUGCUGCCUCCUAAUGCUGUCAUGGGGCCGCCUUGUACAAAGACAGCCUGGUUGACCAUCAGCCUGGACUUCCCUUCUGGAGCUUAAAAAAAGUACUAGGUUAGGGCUGUGCUGGUGGGAUCGUGAUGGGGUGGGAGGGAGGGUUUUGGUUUUGUUUUAUUUUUUUUCUAAACUUGCCCCAGGUUUAGCUUUAUUAGCUUCCUUUCUUGUUCUCAGGCACUGCAGCAGGAAUCUGUCUAGUUGUGGUUUUUGUCACCUUGCCUGGGGCUGUUGGGAAGCUCUGUCCUGACACUGAUUCCCCAUUCCUGGUUUGGGGAGAAGCUCACAAGCCCAAGGCAUAGAGAAGUGACAACAUUCUAUGUCUGUCCUCAGGGGUAUUUUGUUCCUUUCCCAAACACCUCUGCAGAAAGAAGUCUUUGGGGAGGGCAGAGGAUCUGCUCAAGCCUUGUCCCAAAGGGCUGCAGGGGCUUGAGGAUGUUCCCAAAAGAGAGGGGAAGGCACUAACUUUCCUUGAGUUGUGUGUCAGGAAACUGAAACCCCUAUACCCAACUUACCUAGGUGCUCUGGGAGUAUCACUCGGGGCCAGUACUGCCCAACAAAUUUCUCUACAGUUUUUAUACAGGUUUUUUUAUAAGAGUGUUUGUGGCUUUACGAAAACAUAGGGAACAAUGCAGCAGAUUUCCCUUCCUCUGUGCUUCAUGAGUCUUUUCCUAUGAUAGCUGCCUCCAGUUUUUGGCAGGGGUUGGGUUUGUAGCAGCCUACAAGAAGCAGAAAGUCUGGUAGAAAACCUUGGCAUCCCUGGUCCUGUGAUGCUGGGUGGCAGCAGAGGUGGACGUGCUGUGCCCUGCAUUGGCGUGAAGGGUGAAUGCUUCUCUGGUGCCUUUUCGUUGAUGCAGAAACAAUUUAUAGAAAGAGCUUUUUAUUUUACUCAACUCCCAGUCCCAGAAUUUGUUUUCAGGUGUUUGUCCUUACCUUUUCCAACUGCUCAGCAGUUCCUGCAGAAUCUGGGAAGCACUGGUUCAGGGUGCAAGUCUCCCAGCUUUGUUGCUAUUUCUAUUCUGAGCAGUUUGACUUGCAGGUGUUGAAUUGCCUGUGACUUUCCAAGAGGGGGAGGCGGAUUUGGGACAGGGAGGGAACGGUUUGCCCUCUUUCUCUUGCCUUUCCUGUUGCAUCUCUCCAAAGAAGUGCAAAGCGGUUGCCCUCUCACACGUGCAAGUGUGAAAACCAGCGUUUGACAAGCGGGCAUUGCUGUUUCUCCCUGUGUUAUGGUCAGUGUGUUCUCCAUGUUAGCAGCUAGAAACAUACACAGCAGUCCAAACCCAUCCUGUCCCAAUCAGGCCUGUACUGCCCAACUCCUGCAAAAUCAGAACUUGUACUGUUUUAUAAGAAGCUUUUACAUGUAUCCACCUUUUGCAGAGGGGUGUGAGAGCUUGAGCUCCUUAAAAUGAGAGGAAAAAGAUAGGGGCUUCUGGUCUCACUUUGGACAGGGUCUUUUGGCAUCUGUGAGGGGCAUUUCACGUGCUACGGGAAUUGAGCAUAGGUAAUGCUAGUUGUGGAGUUGCCUGGCUUCACAAAGAUGGAGACCGGGGCCGGGAGAAACCUGUCUCCCAGCAAAGCCUGUUCCCAGUGAUCAUGGUCUGUAGCUGCAGACAAAAGUGCAGGGACCAGAAGAUAUUUCCCUCCCUCCCUCACAUUAUGUGGGGAAUAGCUGGUAGACACCCAGCUGCAAUGGCCGGGAGCUUCUUGUCCUACUGGCAGGCAGGGGGUCCCUUGCUUCCCAGGGUUGGUGGUUGGAGGGGAGCUCAUUGAGGGGAAGAGGUUGCUCUCAAGAGUGUCUUUGAUCAGUGUAGAGGAUGCUCUGGUGGCAGCAACUUCGGCUUUGAGCAGGUAUCCUAGGUGUGCAGAAGAGCUCUUGGGUUCAUACACAUUUUAAUUGCCCAUUCCCAAGUUUCCUGGCUUAUCAGUGAUUCUAUUUUGGGAGGUGGAUUGCCUCCUCCUGAUUUUUGUCCUCUUCAGUGGCUCUCAUGCUGUCUUCCUAGUCAUGUUUUUUCCCUGAAAUGCAGAAGCUCCGUGCCUGUGGCAACCUCUGAGUUAUUUUACAUUUCUCUGGGUCUGCAUGCAACAUGUGGGAAGUUUUGUGCUUUAGUAAAAUGGGAAGCAAGGCCUUGGGAAAGCAGUGAUGCUGAGGUGCCACUUGGUCGCUAACAGUGGUCUGAGCCCUGGGGGCUGGGCUGCAGGGAGUACUGGCUGGGCUGGUAGCUGGGAGACUGCUGGGCUGAAACCCCAAGGAGGGUCCUAGCAUGGCUGAUACUUUUCUGCCCCCCUCAAGAGUGAUGAUGGAUCUUUGCCCUGUUUUUUCUACACUGUUUAUAAAUUCGCUGCCCAUCUCUCCCUACGACUUUUUUUACAUGUGUAUGUAUAUACUGUAACUUUUUUGUUUGUGGGUGGGAGGAAAUUGUUUUAUGGAUUAUGUGAAGAAAGUCUAUUUAUCCACAUGGAGUUCAGAGUAGGGAUGCUUUGUGAUACAAGAUGCAACUGGUGGUGGGGAAGUUCCCCAGGGAACAUAUCUGCUGUCUGAAAACCCUGUUCCAGGGCUCCUGAGCAUCUGUUACCUAAUAAAGAUGAACGUUACCACCA